UUUUAUUUUCAGCGUUUUUCGCUAACGCGAAGUUUUUAUCUGUUUCUUACAUUUAUGGAACCAUAUGGCUCCAGAUAGUAAUGCGGUUGACAUUAACAAAAGUCUCAAAGCUUACCUCAAUAGAAAUGAAUCUGGAACCUCUGAAGAGAAGAGUAAUUUGCUAAGAACUUUGAGUCUCGAUUCUUGGUUCACCCGAUCAAGCGAAAACUUUGAUUUGGAAAAUGAUGACAAAAAUAAUUCAUGGUUUAGUACAGCAGAAAAGGAUUAUUUUUGUCCGUCCUUAAGUAAGAAACAGAGAAUUGUAGGCUUUAUAGGAUGCAUUUUGAUGGGUUCAUUUUGUUUUGUUCUGGCUGGACUGUACGCUCCUCUGUUAUUACUCAAGGCCAGAAAAUUUUGCCUGCUUUAUUCUAUGGGCAGCCUUUUUAUUAUUGGCAGUUUUUCUCUGCUGUGGGGGCCAUAUAAUCACAUAAAACAUUUGUGUUCUUAUGAAAGAUUACCUUUCACUGUAGUAUAUUUUGGGACCAUGUUUUCUACAUUGUAUUCAGCAUUGUGGUUGAAAAAUACACUUCUUACUGCAAUAUUUGCUCUUUUUCAAGUCAUAGCAUUAUUAUGGUAUGUGAUAAGCUAUAUACCUGGUGGUCAAACUGGACUAAAGUUUUUCACUCGUAUUUGUACUUCUGUUGUUACUAAGACCACAAGUAGAGUGUUACCUGUAUAAAAUAUUUUUUCCUCAUUGUUUAAAUUAUUUGUAACUACAUGUAAUAUUUAUUUCUUCUAAUUU
Uloborus diversus is the source of this 781-nucleotide messenger RNA. RefSeq lists its product as uncharacterized. Gene Ontology annotation, biological process: vesicle-mediated transport. The record is from RefSeq and is a predicted model, not a curated record. The transcript has 6 exons. Gene Ontology annotation, cellular component: membrane. NCBI's taxonomy places the organism in Eukaryota, Metazoa, Arthropoda, Arachnida, Araneae, Uloboridae. Bases 65 to 718 code for a protein of 217 amino acids.